Molecule: messenger RNA, 330 nt
Organism: Dentiscutata erythropus
Lineage: Eukaryota; Fungi; Glomeromycota; Glomeromycetes; Diversisporales; Gigasporaceae
Source: the annotation of a GenBank genome assembly
AUGAUAUGGGGCUUUGUAAUAAUUACGUUCAUCAUUUCAAUUAUUGUUAUUAAUAGUAUCGCUCAAAAUAAGCGGAAUGAUAUUAAUACAUGCGUAAAAAAACUCAAAGCUCAAUCUGAUUCCGAAUCCACUAUUAAAAACACUACUUCAACAACGGAAAUUACAGAAUUAUGUCAAACAUAUGCAACGACCACUCUUAUACAUUAUGGUAUUUUUGUCAUAACUGUAAUACUAUUCAUGAUAUAUUUGGCAGGAGCUGUUACCAAAUAUGCUACCCAACUUGAAACAGAGCAUUUUAGAUUCGAUCAUUCUACAGCUGUAAAGGAAUAA